Molecule: messenger RNA, 849 nt
Organism: Culex quinquefasciatus (southern house mosquito)
Lineage: Eukaryota; Metazoa; Arthropoda; Insecta; Diptera; Culicidae
Product: protein DPCD
Exons: 2
Coding region: 181-831 (216 amino acids)
Source: RefSeq, a predicted model, not a curated record
CAACAUGUGCGUCGCGCGUGGUGGCGGCGCAGAGUUUGUUUUGUUUUGCUUCAAAAUCAGCUGCGAUUCUCGCCGAAAGAACCGAUCUCCAUGGCAAUCCGGCCGUUCCGGUAGUUUGUUUGGAAAAGUUCACUGCAGUUGUGCGGUAAAAUUUGGUAAAGUUCCAGAAAUCCCCUCAGAAUGUCCUACGUGGCCUGGUUGAGCCGGAUUCGCGGCGCGGACAAGUCCUCCGCGAUUCAGGGCACGGUCCGCAAGGUGCACUACAACUUCCCGGACGGGGCCGAAAUGCUGGAGGAGUACAGCACCGAAACGGGCGUGGUGCUGCGGCGAGCCUGGAAGAACCGGUCGGACCUGCUGCGGAAGGACGAUUGGACGGUGGAGUUGGGAGAUCCCAUCCCUCAGGGAUUGAAGAAGGGCGGUGGCGCCGCGGACGGUGGCUUCCUGGUGCAAGAAUCUUCAACGGAACCGUUUCUCUCCAAACGUGUCACGCGGAACGCCAUCGAGUGGCGCAUCCGGAAUCUGCCCUACCCGCUGUCCACGUACACGAUCAGCUGUGAGGGCGAUCAGCGCACGAUUACGGUGCGGACGUCCAACAAAAAGUACUACAAAAAGAUCGAGGUGCCGGAGUUUCAGCGGUGCGGCUUUGCCCCCAGGCAGGAGGAUUUGACCGUGCGGCACCAGAGCCAGACGUUGAUACUGUCGUACAAAAAGCCUCCGAUUCUGGUGGAGAUGGAGAAAGCGGUUCUGGUUGAGCUGCAAAAUGUGGAAACUGUUGAGUAUGAUAACAGUCUUCAGUGCGAGGACCUUCUGAAAGGGUUAAUUGGUCAAUAAGAUUAAUUUUCUAGCGGA